Molecule: messenger RNA, 2351 nt
Organism: Exophiala viscosa
Lineage: Eukaryota; Fungi; Ascomycota; Eurotiomycetes; Chaetothyriales; Herpotrichiellaceae
Product: lysophospholipase
Exons: 2
Coding region: 389-2332 (647 amino acids)
Biological process (GO): glycerophospholipid catabolic process
Cellular component (GO): cytosol; intracellular membrane-bounded organelle
Molecular function (GO): A2-type glycerophospholipase activity
Source: RefSeq, a predicted model, not a curated record
CAAUUCUUCACCUGGACGGAUCAGCCGGAUCAUGAUAGAGCCUCAGGCACUCAUCUCAGGGCUCCACCAUGUUGAUGACUUGGAGUUGCCCAUUGACAUCAUCAGCAAUGUUUUCCCAUGGCCACAUGUAAGUACGGUGGGAUGUCUACCUCAGUGCUUCCAAGGUGAAGUAUUCAUCAGUCUCCCACGAUCAGACUACAUUUUUACAUCAGAUGCAUUUUUUCUUUCCAUAUUAACGCCCUUUCUUCUGGGUUCUCGCCGACAACUCGAUAUCGAAGCCUCAAAUCUCUAUCCGUGAUAUAUUCCACCUUCUUUUCCCCUCCAUUAUCUGCUCGCGUGACACACCUGUGGUCAGCCGCCACUCGACGAGGGCAGAGGAACUCUAGCCAUGAAGUUCGCCCUGCUGGCCGCGGUCGCCAGCACUAUUGCUGCAAACGCAAAAGCAUAUGCUAUCUCAGCAGAUGAUGCUCGUCUCGAUGUGCUGAGGGCCGUGAGCAUUUCACCUCGAGCCCUUCCCAACUCUCCGGAUGGAUAUACUCCCUCCAAAGUCACCUGUCCAAAGAGCGCCCCAUCAGUACGAAAUGCUGGCUCUCUCUCAGCGAAUGAAACUGCAUGGUUGGAGAAGAGAAGGAACAACACCAUUGCACCUAUGCAGACACUGUUGGCCCGACUCAAUAUAACUGGUUUCAAUGCCACUCAGUAUAUCGAGAAACACUCGAGCAAUGCGUCUGCUUUGCCGAACAUUGGCAUUGCUGUGUCUGGUGGGGGCUGGCGAGCCUUGACAAACGGCGCUGGCGCCAUCAAGGCAUUCGACUCUCGAACGCAGAACAACACAGGCUCGGGCAAACUUGGGGGCCUCCUGCAGUCAGCAACCUACCUCGCUGGACUCAGCGGAGGCGGUUGGCUUGUAGGCUCUCUUUUCAUGAACAAUUUUACUACCGUGGGAGCCUUACAGGCAGACACGAGCGGCUCCGUCUGGGAGUUUGGCAAUUCGGUGCUGGAAGGGCCAGAUACCGGCGGUGUUCAAAUCUUCGACACAGCAGAAUACUACACUCAUCUCGUGGAAGACAUUGAUGGAAAGUCCGAUGCGGGAUUCGAUCUGUCUAUCACUGACUUGUGGGGUCGUGCUCUGUCGUACCAGCUCAUUAAUGCGACGGACGGCGGCGCUUCAUACACUUUUUCUUCGAUCGCUUUGACCGACCCGUUCCUUGAUGCGACCUCGCCAUUCCCGAUCCUCGUGGCUGACGGUCGAUCUCCUGGUGAGACUUUGAUUCCGGGAAACACCACGGUCUUCGAGUUCAAUGCCUUCGAGAUGGGCUCAUGGGAUCCUACCACUUACGGCUUUGUACCAACCCAGUACCUGGGAACCAACUUCACAGCUGGAGAAGUUCCAACCGGCGACAAGUGUGUGGUAGGUUUCGACAACGCAGGCUACGUGAUGGGAACAUCUUCUUCUCUCUUCAAUGAAUUCCUGCUCGAGCUCAACGAAACCGAUCUUUCAGAUACAUUGCAAGGAUUGAUCGGAGACCUCCUGUCAGACAUUGGUGAGGAUAACAACGAUAUCGCUGAUUAUACUCCAAACCCAUUCUAUCAUUACAAUCUCGAGGAAAACCUUUCGGCAAACUCGACCCGGCUUACGCUUGUUGAUGGCGGAGAAGACUUGCAGAAUAUUCCCCUUCACCCACUGAUCCAGCCAAACCGGAAUGUCGAUGUCAUCUUUGCGGUCGAUUCUUCUGCAGAUACGACGUACAACUGGCCGAAUGCCACGGCUUUGGUCGCAAGUUAUGAACGAGCUCAGACCACCAUAUCGAACAACACCCUCUUUCCCAGUAUUCCGGACCAGAACACGAUCGUGAACUUAGGACUCAACACACAUCCGACAUUUUUUGGUUGCAAUGCCUCCAACUUUACUGAAGGGUCUCAUAUUCCACCAUUAAUCGUUUACAUUCCCAAUUCGCCUUAUGUGACCUACAGCAACGAGUCAACUUUUACCAUCUCCACGAACGAUUCGUAUCGAGAUGCCAUCAUUCUCAAUGCCAUGGACGUAGCCACCAUGGGCAAUGGCACUGUUGACAGUACUUGGCCAACAUGCGUGGGUUGUGCUAUUCUCAGCCGCAGUCUUCACCGCACAGGCACGGACGUACCUGAAGUCUGCACAAAGUGCUUCGACAACUUCUGCUGGAACGGCACCGUCGAUUCGUCCACGCCAAAAGCUUAUGAGCCCAAGCCCGUUCUUGGGGAAGUCAGCAUUUCGAGUAAAGGUUCCACCAAAUUGCUCAACCGUUGGGCCGCAGCAGCGGCAGCUGCAAUGGCAGUCGUAACAGCUAUAUAACUCGACAUGCAUCUUUUUG